CCUAAUGUAUAUAGAGUCUAGAUGUAGGUCUAGUGAGUACGCACGAAGAUCGUAAGAAAGAUUCGAAUACAUUAUUGUUUUAUGGAGUUUUUUCAUCUCCAUCUGUGUUGUAACUAAACUUCCGGUGGGUUUAGCUAGUUAUAGAGUAGGUCUGGACUACUGGGACACAACAAAUAUGAAAUAAUGAAGCUACAUCCAAAAAUUAUAACUGGAACUCUUCAUGCUCACAACAAAGAGGCAAGCGAUUGGGGAUGGCAAGGUUACCUAGCAUAUGGCUGUCAAAAUCUUGUGACUGUUGUUGAUCCCAGGACAGUUCAGGUUAUUCAAGUUCUAGACAAACAUAAAGGUGUGGUAACACAGGUGAAAUGGGCACACGAACAGUACCACCAUGAUCUGAACUCUCCUUAUACUCUCAGACUGGCAUCCUCUGAUACUUUGGGGCAUAUCAUUGUAUGGGAUGUUGGCAUGGGUGUUGUAAGGUCAUCAUUUGAAGAUGGAAACAAACCUAUUUUAGGGUUGCAAUGGCUGAGCAAUCAAGAUGCUUGUCGUGAUCUCUUGGUGUGUCUUCAUCCUCCAUACUCACUCAUUGUGUGGAAUGCAGACACAGGAACUAAACUGUGGAAAAAGUCAUACACAGAAAAUCUUUUAAGUUUUACUUUUGAUCCAUUUAACAGUAAAAAUUUAGCCUUUUUGGGCCAAGACAGUAUAUUGUUUGUAUCAGAUUUCACCAUCAACAAAUCACCAUCUAGCAAUGGGAAAAAAUUCUACAUAUCUAACCCAACACAAACAUCAAAUUUGCCAAGGUCUUCUAGCAAUAACAAUUUAGAAAGAAAAGCAUCAGCAUCUUCAAUUUCCUCAUCUAAAAAUCUGGCCAAAAGAAUGAGUCAAAUUUUAGUUGGAGAAGCGAAACCUAAAACUGCCAAUGAUGAUGAGAAUGUAACUCUAAAUGAAUGUUUGCAACUUUGUUUUCAUCAUUCAUGUCGCCACCAUCUCAUGUUGCUUUAUCCAAGGGAAAUGCUCAUUCUUGAUCUUGAGAUAAAUCAAACAGUUGGAAUUAUAGCAUUGGACAGAUCUAGCUCUUCAUUUUCAAAAGUGAUAACAUGUUGGCAGAGAGAUGUUCUUAUGUGUGUUCAUGAAAAUGGAAGUGUUUCAGUUCGAGUCAGACGGAGGAAUAAUUCUGUUGAUACACCUGCUCCUGAAGGACAUGGUGCAUUUGAUGAUACUCCUACACAACUCUCCAUGGAAGUGGCUUAUGACCUUCGCUGUCAGUCUGAUCCACUUCGAGUGACAAGACAUAACAAGUUGUUUUGCUCUGCCCUGUGUCCUGUUUCUGAAAAGAUGAUAGCCUUAGUCAUGAGUGACAGUCGUGUUAUGUUUUGGGAAUUAAUAGCACAACAGUUUGCAGUGGAUGGAUCCACAUUAAAUGGACCAAUCUGGAAUGUCAGUUAUCCUAAUUUGGAAAAUGUUUCAUUUCCUGUUCUAAGUGAUAUCCCACAUCCUCAACUGUGCUUAGCUGAUUCGAUCGGAACAUCUCAAACAACAGAACCAGGGAUUGACCCAGUUGGUAAACCAGUCCAUCUGAAGUUUCUUCUUACUGGUUUGGUGAGUGGUAUAUCUCCUCAUGUUACAGUCAUGAAGAUGUGUCCUCCUUUAACUAAUAAAAACAUGGAUAUCUACCAACCUUUGAUUGCCUUAGGUACCCACUCUGGGGCUAUCCAGGUUGUUAAUGCAGCUAGUGGUCAGAUAGAGAGAGAAUAUAAUCUACACUCUAGUCCUGUAAGGGGUGUAGAGUGGACUGGAUUAAAAACAUUUAUAUCCUUUGCAUAUCCUAACCCUGGCCCAACCAGCUUAGUUAAAAAUGAACUAAUUUGUGUGGAUACCACAACUGGCAAGCAAGAGCAUCUGAGAACUAAUAAAGAAAAUGAAUCACCAAUAGAACUUCUUGUUGUCUCACAACUCAAGCAAUACUUUGUGCUCAUUUUUAAAGACAAGCCUUUGGAACUGUGGGAUUUGAAUACACAAUCAAUCAUUAGAGAACUUCCUCGGAACUUUCCAAGACCUACAACAGUUGUUUGGUCACCAUCUCAUAGUCUAAGAACUUUAAGGAAAAAACUUUUAGACUUUGGAGAAGAAGACAAAUCUUCAGCUACUAAUCCUCAGUACAAAAUCUCAUCUGGAGAUUCAGUGGAGGAUAAAGAUAAAAAGAACCAGAAAUCCAAUAUAAGAGAACAUUUUGUUAUGACGGACAAAGAGGGAACAGUUUUUCAUUUCAUUGUUGAAGCAGCUGCAAUAUCUGAUGUCACCAAAAUACCUCCAGAAAGUGGGUUGAAUAGAAUAACUGCAUUAGCCUGGAAGUCUGAUUAUCUUUUGUUUGGAGAUUCAGAAGGCUAUCAGUGUUUGUGGGAUUUGAAAGCAAAGAUAUCCAGAACUACUCCCACCAAUAGAGGAUGGAUAAAGAAAAUUCGCUUUGCUCCAGGCAGAGAUAAUUUUAAGUUUUUUACAUUACACAAUGAUGGUGUUGUGAUUUGGGACAUUGCUGCAGAAGGAAAGUCCUCAGUAUUGCAUUCAAUUAAAAGCCCUAAAGACAUCAGUAAAGUAAUUGAUAUAGACUGGGCUGGAUCUGACAGGCCUGCACUAGUUACCUCCCAUAGCACUGUACAUAUUUGUGAUCUUACCAUGAAGUCAGCCACAUCAGGGGUAGAAAACUGGGACUUACCUGAGCCAAUGUUUAGUCCUCACCUGCUACCAGCUCGUUUAUCACAGAUGAUCAAAUGUUUGCUCCAGCAUCAGGAAUGGCGAGAGAAAUAUUCAUUAUCUGUGUCAGGCUUACUUGAACAUGAUCGACCCACACAGAAACGAGUUAAUGCACAAUUUCAGUUAAUUGAAAAAGAACUAACUGAUUACCUACCUCAUGCCAAAUUUGGUAUAGCGCACAGAUGUCUCCUUACAGCCAGACUGUUUGGUGAUGAAUUAGAUGUUCACUUCUGGACAGUGGCACUCCAUUACUUAAGAAGUUAUAAAAUUCAAGGACCUAUCAAGUCUGACAGUAGCUUUGACCUGAAUGGGGAACUAUUUAUACCCCCCACUCCAGCAUAUAAAGAGGCACAUGACCUUGUUGUACUGGAUGAGGAUGAUGUUAAUCUGAAAACAAGAAUAGCAUUAUUUAAAGAUCAGCCUCUGGAAAGAUGUUAUGACACUUUAUGUGAUAACCAAAGAUUUAAGAAAUACCAGCUGGACCGUGUACAUCUCCAAGAUAGUAAGAGAGCAACAACUGAACACACCCAGAAAUGUGCAGACAGCUACAUGCAGCUAGGGCAGAGUGACAGAGCAGUUCAACUUUUAUUGGAAACUGAAUCAGACUCUGACAACUACUACAUUGAUUGUCUCAAAGCUUGUUUAGUGGCAAGCAUUAGAUCCUCAGGGGCAUCCCAGAGUACAAUCAAAUUAGUAGCGACAAACCUCAUAGCCAGCGGUCGUCUCACUGAGGGUGUCCAGUUGUUAUGUUUGAUUAAUAAAGGUCUGGAUGCUUGUCGCUAUUUACAAACAUAUGGUUCUUGGGACCAUGCUGUUUGGCUGGCUAAGUCAAGUUUAGAGCCAGGUGAUUGUGCUGAAGUCAUGAAACGCUGGGCAGAAUAUCUGAAUAGUACACAAGUGAAUCAGAAGCAUAAGUCAGUUCUUGUUCUGCUCAGCCUUGGCCAGUUUUAUAAGGUAUUGGAACUGCUGUACAGUAUGAGGAAUUUUGAUACAGCGGCUCUGUUCUUGGAGUCAUGCGAACAGUUUGGUUUACUGAAGAAUGUUGAGCAAACUAAGUCUCUGUUUGAAGCAAUCUAUUUGGAAUAUGCCCGUUACCUUAUCAAUCUUGGAUUAGGUCAAGCUGCAGAAUAUUAUUGUCACAAAGCUGGUGAUAAAGGACAACAGUUACUUAAGGAAGUGGAAAUUUUAUUUUCCUCAAGCUAAUAUUAUCUACAGAAUUGAAUUAGAAUUGGAUUGAAAAAUUGUUACUGGUAGUUGCAAUUUCCCAUGUCAAUUUUCAGGUUAAAAGAAUUGUUUUUUUUUUACCAUUGUUAAACUAACUAUUUUUUCAAACUUUGAAUCUUUUGUGCAGAAUAGCCCUGAACUGAAAGGUUUGAUAAUGUUUUUUUAGUUACAUUCUAGACAUUAAAUCCUAUAGUUCUUUGCCCAAAUGAAUAGGCUAAAUUUUUAUUGUGGACAAAAAUGAUUUCCUGGAGUUUAAUCAAGCUUCUAAUUGAUACUUAGUCUGAGCUUGACAAUGUGAUUUGUUUUCUCUCUCAAAUGUUGAUAUGAUUAAAGCUUUUUUUGGCAAACAUUCCUAGUCAUCAGAAAUUUAUUUCAACCAACGAAAAAGAAAAAAAAUUAUUUGAUGGUGUUCAAUUUCAUAACCAUAACUAGGUUACAAAGACAGUUUGUGUUGAAACACUAACUCAAAAUCGGCCCCCGAAGUGGUCAACCCAGGCAAGUAAAAAGGCAGGUAUCAAUAUUUUCAGAAAGAACAUCAGAAUUAAAUUCUAUCAAAGACAAAUGACAGAGAAGAAUGGAGAAAGAAGGUUGACAGUGCCCCAGCUGUCCAGCAGACCAAAGGAUAGGUGAAAGUGAAUGUGAAGUUAAAUGUGAACCUGGCCUAAUUGAUGUCUUAUAAUGAAUAUCUAAUUGAUCUAAUUGUUUUGUAAAGGGUCAAUCUCUUAUUCAAAUCCUAAAAAAGAAAAAAAACAUUUCGGUAAAAAAAUUAAUUUUAAAAAAACUUUGGUUGAGUGUUCUGCAGUUCACACAAUAAUAUGAAAAACUACUUAUUAAUUGUUGUUUUAAAUUAUGUCCAACUUAUAUGCAUACUAAAUAGAUUUUUUUCUCUUAAAAAAAAAGUAAACAUUAUUUUUGGGUAAAUGUAGUAGUUAGAAGGACAGAACUUACAUAAUGUAACAUUUGCAUAAAUGUGUUAAAAAUAUUGCAAAUAGUCAUCUCCCCUACUAAAGAGCCUCCUGUGUUUGUUACUAUUAAUAGUGAAUAGUUGUAAAAGUGGUGUAUUUUUAUGAAAAAACUGCUUGCAUAAGUGAUUUAAAAAUUUAGAUUUUUCACUUUUAGAAAAGAAAAAAGUACCAUUGCAUCAGAACUUUGACUGGACUAAAAUAUUAUGAGGUCAGAUUUUCACUAUCUUUUCUAGUUUAUGAGAUCUAAACGGGAUGGACGGACAGACAUUUCACACAAAACUAAUGUCUUUUUCCCUUUCGGGGGGCCGCUAAAGAUACAUUUAUUUGAUUUGUACAUAAUGACUAAACUAGAUUGAAAUUUAGUUAACCUAAUCUGCAAGUAUUCAAUAAUUUUAUUUCAUUGAAGAAAAUGACUAAAAAAUUAGAAAUGUUAUUAUGUUGCUUUUGUUGAUUUUUGUUUGUAAUAAAAUUUUAAUUAAAUAUUGUAUAAUAAAGUUGUAAUGCUUGUGAUAUGUUGUUUUGUGAUUACCUGCAUUUCAGCUUGCACUUGUAUUUAAUAUACAACUAAAGUUUCAUCCCUUUACAAUUUGAAUUGAGUUAACAGUGGGUCUAUUAGUUUAUUAGUCUAGUGUUUCAAGAUGUCAAACCCUUGAUUAGAGGAUGUUUGACCCAACUUUUACAUCACCUGACUUUUUAGAAAUAGUUUAAGGCAUUACUUUGCUAAAAAUUAUAGACCCAUGUAACAUGAAGAAAUUAGUGAAACCCCCUCAAACUAGAACAGAAGGAUUUAUAUAGAAUUUCUUGUUUUAUAUGGUGAAAACAUCUUAAAUGUAUAUUUAAAGGAACUAUUCAUUGUCAUUCAGUCUGUGUUGAGUUUUUUUUUUGUUUGUUGAUUUCAUUAUAUUUGCUUGUUUACAAUGUGACUAUGUCCUUGAGAUGAUUAAAAAAAAAAAGGUCAAUUAAAAUUGUUUGUGAUUUAAUUAUUUAAUACUGUAGAUGUUAUGCUCAUGUAUUAACAGUUAUUGUAUUUCUUGCUUCUGUAUGCUUCAAAGUUUGAAUGUGUGUGAAAUCAGCAUUAUUAGAACAUUUAUACAACUGAUGAAACAUUUGACCUAUACAAAUAAUAAACAGAAUUGAUUGAGUUUAACAGAUGAUUUAAACAUUGAAAAAUAUAUUUGUAAAACUUUUAAGACAAAUUUGAAAAUUUUUUUUAGGAAAACGUUUUCAUGCUUUGAAUGUAUUAUUAAUAUAUUUCUUGUUAGGUUAAAUUUGUUGAUGAAAAGUGUGCACUGCUUAUUUAAAACGAUUGCAUAACAUCAUAAAGUAUACAAAUAUAUUACAUUAAAUCUAUUCACUUAUAUCAAGUAGUCAAUGACAUAUUUAAUGCUACCAAUGAUCUUUGUUUUCAUCCUUUAUUUGUGCUAACAAAAUGUUUCUCCCAUUCUAUAGCCAAGAUCACUGGACUAGAUAUUUUUUCUAGAAAUAUUAGUGAGCAGCAACCCUUUUUAUUUUUAAAGUUAUUAUGAUAAGAAACAAAAGUAACCAGGGUUCAUGUAAAAACAGUUUAGCCUUUUUUUUUAUGUCUUUCAUCCAUGAAAUGAAGCAUUAUACGUUUGACAUGUAUGUGAAAUGUAUGUUUUCUAAAUGUGUUAUUUUAACACAUUUGCUAUCUGUUUUGUUGUGUAUUGGAGUGGACCAAAAUAUUUCCACUUAUUAAUGCCAUUUAUUAUCUAUACACUUUAUAAUUUAGACUAAAUGUGAUACAUCCAUACAUGCAUUUUAUGAAUCAAUAAAAAGUUUGGUUUUAGGCUCA
Molecule: messenger RNA, 6756 nt
Organism: Biomphalaria glabrata
Lineage: Eukaryota; Metazoa; Mollusca; Gastropoda; Planorbidae
Product: WD repeat-containing protein 11-like
Exons: 32
Coding region: 184-3957 (1257 amino acids)
Cellular component (GO): cytoplasm
Molecular function (GO): protein binding
Source: RefSeq, a predicted model, not a curated record